AUGGCCCGCGACGAUGCGCCGCCUCCUGCCAAGCGGCAAAAGCCCGGGCCAAUGCGCGAUGCAAAGCGACAGGACAUUGACAACUGGGAAACAAACCGCAUGCUGACCUCGGGCGUAGCCCAGCGACGCGAAUACGCAGGGGAUUUUAACCCAGACGAAGACGAGGCAACACGAGUACACCUCCUAGUACACGACCUGCGCCCACCUUUUCUCGAUGGCCGCACGAUUUUCACAAAGCAGCUGGAGCCGAUCUCCGCGGUGCGUGAUCCGCAGAGUGACAUGGCCGUGUUUAGUCGAAAGGGGAGCAGGGUUGUGCGCGAACGAAGGCAGCAGCGAGAACGGCAGAAGCAGGCCCAAGAGGCUACGAAUAUGGCGGGCACUGCGCUGGGGAACUUGAUAGGCAUUCGGGAGGACGAAGGCGACAGCGCGGUGGCUGCGCCGAUAGAGGAUACCUACAAGAGCGGCAAUAAGUUUGCGCAGCACCUCAAAAAGGAUAGAGGUGGAGCUAGCUCGUUUAGCAAAAGCAAGACUCUGCGCGAACAGAGAGAGUAUCUCCCGGCCUUUGCGGUUAGGGAGGACCUGCUGCGAGUCAUUCGAGACAAUCAAGUUAUAGUUGUCGUGGGCGAGACCGGGUCGGGGAAAACCACCCAGUUGACACAGUUUCUUUACGAGGAUGGCUAUGCCAAGUAUGGCAUGAUUGGAUGUACGCAACCUCGUCGUGUUGCUGCCAUGAGUGUUGCAAAGCGUGUCAGCGAGGAAAUGGACGUGGAUUUGGGAGAUUUGGUGGGAUAUGCUAUUCGGUUUGAAGAUUGCACUACUGAUAAGACGGUCAUUAAAUACAUGACCGACGGUGUCCUGCUACGAGAAUCCCUAGUGCAGCCAGAUCUCGACAAGUACUCGUGCAUCAUCAUGGACGAAGCCCACGAGCGAGCUUUAAAUACAGAUGUCCUCAUGGGACUGAUCAAAAAAGUAUUGAUUAGGCGGAGGGAUUUGAAGUUGAUCGUGACAUCGGCUACAAUGAACUCGGAGCGAUUUUCGCGGUUCUUUGGAGGAGCACCUGAGUUUAUCAUCCCCGGACGGACGUUCCCUGUUGACAUUCAGUUCUCGCGUUCCCCCUGUGAAGAUUACGUGGACAGUGCGGUCAAGCAGGUCUUGGCCAUCCAUGUGUCCCAGGGUCCAGGCGAUAUAUUAGUAUUUAUGACGGGCCAAGAAGACAUUGAAGCGACGUGUGAACUGGUUGAGGACCGAUUGAGACUGCUGAACGAUCCGCCAAAGCUAAGCAUAUUGCCGAUCUACAGUCAAAUGCCGGCAGAGCAGCAGGCCAAGAUUUUCGAGCGAGCAGAGCCGGGAGUGCGAAAAGUCAUUGUGGCUACAAACAUUGCCGAAACCAGCUUGACUGUGGACGGUAUCAUGUAUGUGGUAGACUCGGGGUUUUCCAAGCUAAAGGUAUACAACCCUCGCAUGGGAAUGGACACACUCCAAAUCACACCAAUCUCUCAAGCAAACUCGGGCCAGCGGGCUGGACGAGCAGGCCGGACAGGACCGGGCAAAGCAUUCCGGCUUUAUACAGAACAAGCGUACAAAAACGAAUUUUAUAUCCAGACAAUCCCCGAAAUCCAGCGAACAAGCCUGGCCAACACGGUUCUCCUGCUCAAAUCGCUGGGUGUCAAGGAUUUGUUAGACUUUGACUUUAUGGAUCCGCCGCCGCAGGAGACCAUCACUACCUCGCUCUUUGAGUUGUGGUCUCUCGGCGCACUGGACAACCUGGGCGAACUCACCUCUCUGGGUCGUCGCAUGACGCCGUUCCCCAUGGACCCGUCACUCGCCAAACUGCUCAUCACAGCCUCAGAGGAAUACGCAUGCAGCGAGGAGAUGCUCACCAUCGUCUCCAUGCUCUCCGUGCCCAACGUCUUCUUCCGGCCCAAAGAGCGCCAGGAAGAAUCCGACGCCGCGCGCGAAAAGUUCUUUGUCCCCGAGUCAGACCAUUUGACGUUGCUGCACGUAUACACGCAGUGGAAAUCCAACGGGUACUCAGACGGCUGGUGCGUCAAACACUUUUUACACUCAAAAUCACUCCGGCGCGCGCGGGAGAUCCGCGAGCAGCUGCACGAUAUCAUGGUCGUGCAGAAAAUGAACCUGGUCAGCUGUGGCACAGACUGGGACGUGAUUCGCAAAUGUAUUUGUUCAGGUUACUACCAUCAGGCAGCCCGCGUCAAGGGCAUUGGCGAGUUUAUCAACCUGCGCACCAGCGUCACGGUGCAGCUGCAUCCGACAAGCGCGCUGUAUGGGCUGGGAUAUGUGCCGGAUUACGUGGUUUACCACGAACUGAUUCUGACGAGCAAGGAGUACAUGUCUACCGUGACUGCUGUCGAUCCAAACUGGCUCGCCGAACUCGGCGGCGUUUUCUACUCGGUCAAACAAAAAACCUACUCGCACCGCGAAAAACGCAUCACCGAACACGAGUUCAAUCGACGCAUGGAAAUCGAGACGCAAAUGGCAGCAGACCGCGAGCGCGCGGCCGCCGAGCGAGAGCGCGAAAAGGAGCGUAGCGAUCCGGCGCGGCAGAGGAGGGAGAUUGAAGUUGGUGUUGGAAUUGGGAAGCCUGCUCCUGCUGCUCGAUCAGUCGUUAAAAAACCGCUUGUUGGUGGGAAUAGACGCGGUGGAGGAGGAGGAGGAGGAGGAGGAGGGUUAACGUCGAGUUCGGUGGUUAAGAAACCGGUUAUUGGGAGGAAACCCGGGGGGAGGGCUUUUUAG
This is a messenger RNA of Talaromyces rugulosus, 2754 nucleotides long. RefSeq lists its product as uncharacterized. NCBI's taxonomy places the organism in Eukaryota, Fungi, Ascomycota, Eurotiomycetes, Eurotiales, Trichocomaceae. The coding region runs from base 1 to 2754 and encodes 917 amino acids. Gene Ontology annotation, biological process: mRNA splicing, via spliceosome. The transcript has 3 exons. Gene Ontology annotation, molecular function: ATP binding; RNA binding. The record is from RefSeq and is a predicted model, not a curated record. Gene Ontology annotation, cellular component: spliceosomal complex; intracellular anatomical structure.